AUGAUGAUCCAGAUGUUGAUAAUGAUUUAAUAGAAAUUCCAGAUGAAAUAAAUGAUCUAACAAAUCAGAUAAAUGAACUUAAAUAUAGAAAUCCAAUGGGUAUUGAAGAACUUCUUAAUCAUCCAGAUGAAGUUGAAAUUGCUGAAAUCCCAACAGAUGAUGAUAUUAUUGAAAUGGCAAGAGAGAAUAUGAGAAAAAAUGAAAACAAUGAAUUAAAUGAUGAUACAAUUGAAAGAUCAAAAAUUACAUAUAACGAAGUAAUUAAUAUGUUAAAUUCUUUAGAACUUUUUUUUCUUCAACAAGAUGAAGAUUGUAGUAAAAUUCUUGAAAAUAUUGAAAUUCAAAAAAAAAAG
Molecule: messenger RNA, 353 nt
Organism: Dentiscutata erythropus
Lineage: Eukaryota; Fungi; Glomeromycota; Glomeromycetes; Diversisporales; Gigasporaceae
Source: the annotation of a GenBank genome assembly